AUGGACGGAGACAACCAGACUACAGUCACAGAAUUCCUUCUCCUGGGACUCUCUGGGCAGUCAGAGCAGGAAGACGUUCUCUUUGGGCUCUUCUUGGGAAUGUACUUGGUUACCAUCAUUGGGAACAAACUCAUCAUCUUGGCCAUCAGUGGGGACAGUCAUCUCCACACCGCCAUGUGCUUCUUGGCUAACCUCUCCUGUGUCGACAUCUGCUUUUCAUCAGUCACAACCCCCAAGAUGCUGGUGAAUCACAUAGUGGGAAGCAAAGCUAUCUCGUAUGUGGAAUGCAUGACCCAGAUCUACUUCUUCAUCACUUUCAUCAACAUGGUUGGGUUCCUCCUGAGUGUGAUGGCCUAUGACCGUUACGUAGCCAUCUGUUGCCCACUCCAAUACACCAUGAUCAUGAAGCCCAAACUCUGUAUCCUUCUGGUGGCGGCAUUAUGGGUCAUUACAAACCUACAUGCUCUCCUGCACACUCUUCUCAUGGUCCAACUCACGUUUUGUUUCAACAAUACCGUGUAUCACUUUUUCUGUGACCCCUAUGCCAUUCUAGGGCUGUCUUGUUCUGAUACCUUUAUCAAUGACCUGAUGGCAUUCACUGUGGGGGGACUGAUAUUUCUGAUGCCGUUUACAUGUAUCAUCCUUUCAUACGCUUAUAUCCUCUCCAGUGUCCUGAAGCUGCCAUCUGCCCAUGGAAUAAGGAGGGCCCUGUCCACAUGUGGAUCCCACCUCACUGUGGUCUUCCUCUUCUAUGGGGAAAUCCUGGGGGUCUAUAUGCGCCCUUCAUCCUCCUACUCAGUCCAAGACACGAUGGCCACUGUCAUCUUCACAGUGGUGACUCCCCUGGUCAAUCCCUUCAUCUACAGUCUGAGAAAUCAGGACAUGAAGGGAGCCUUAAGGAAACUAAUCUUAGAUUCUAGAAUUAGAAAAUUUUAG
Molecule: messenger RNA, 936 nt
Organism: Neomonachus schauinslandi (Hawaiian monk seal)
Lineage: Eukaryota; Metazoa; Chordata; Mammalia; Carnivora; Phocidae
Product: olfactory receptor 1F1-like
Exons: 2
Coding region: 1-936 (311 amino acids)
Biological process (GO): G protein-coupled receptor signaling pathway
Cellular component (GO): membrane
Molecular function (GO): G protein-coupled receptor activity; olfactory receptor activity
Source: RefSeq, a predicted model, not a curated record